Molecule: messenger RNA, 1173 nt
Organism: Capronia epimyces CBS 606.96
Lineage: Eukaryota; Fungi; Ascomycota; Eurotiomycetes; Chaetothyriales; Herpotrichiellaceae
Exons: 2
Coding region: 1-1173 (390 amino acids)
Biological process (GO): D-ribose metabolic process
Molecular function (GO): ribokinase activity
Source: RefSeq, a predicted model, not a curated record
AUGGCGUCUAAAACCAUAUCCAUCAUCGGAGGCUUGGAUUACGAUCUGAUCAUGAUCGCCAACCGCAUUCCCGCCGGAGGAGAAAGUCUGCUGGCCAACGAGUACCUUGAGGCGCUGGGUGGAAAGGGUGCCAAUUCCGCCAUUGCUACAUACAGAACGUGCCACAAACAGCCCAAGGAUACCCACGAAGCGGCGGAAACAGACAUGUUGGAGGGGACGGGCAAAGAGGAAACCGCCGCAGAACAUUUGGAAGGUGCCGCCGGCGCCAGUACCCAGACCCAUACCCUUACAUCGAGCGACGAGUUCAGAAUCAACGUGAAAAUGGUCGGCGCAGUCGGGGAUGACAAGUAUGGGGAAAGAUUCUACGCCGAACUGAACAAGAACGGCGUCGACUCGUCGGGCAUUAUCACGGUGCCCAACACUCAAUCGAGUAUCUGUUUUGUCAUGGUGGAAAAUUACACACGCGAGAAUCGGUGCCUGUUCACCCUUGGUGCAACGGCGACCUGGAAGAGAGAGCAUUUCCUGAAGGUCGAGGACCUGGGCCACGGCGUCCGGCCCGACCUCUGCAUUGCCCAGAUGGAGAUCCAUAAAGAGGUGGUGGAGCAGAUGCUGGAAACCGCAGGACGAGCCGGCAUCGACUUUGUCCUCAAUGCGGCGCCGGCCAAUCCCAUCACGAAGCGCACGUAUCAAUGGAUCACUCACCUGCUCGUGAACGAGUCUGAAGCUGCCAUCAUGUCAGGCCGUGACUUGGACGAGGUCAACCCAGAUUCCUGGCCCGUCAUCUGCCAGGAGUUCUUGAACCGAGGCGUCAAGAAUGUGGUCAUCACCCUCGGGGCCAAAGGAGCAUACUACGCCACCGCCGAGGAGCGCGGCCACUGUCCCGCGUACAAGGUCAAAGUGGUGGACACGACCGGUGCAGGAGAUACCUUCACAGGUGCCUACUCUUCCGACUAUCUACGGCAGAAGGAAGCUGGCCAGUGGGACAUCAAGCAGGCCGUCGUGCGCGCCAACAAAGCCGCUGCCAUUACCAUCACGAAGCUAGGCGCCCAGCUGGGUAUCCCUUGGUCUGACGAGAUUGAUCGUUUCCACGCCCCCUACAAUGAGCCAGAUAUGUCCACGCUCACAAUCUCUGACGAAGACGCCGACGUGCGGUGGGACACUCAGUGGCGGUGA